AUGGAAAUUAACGAGGAGUCCCAUGGUACAAUGAGUACAUGUACCAUGGAGGAGUCCUGUAAAAUAGAAAUAGAAAAUGAGGCAGAUAAUGUUUUUCUAGAUAUCUUUAAAACUGAGUAUGUGGAAAAAUCUAAAUUAGAAAGUAAAAAUGAUACAUAUGAUUGUUUAGAAUUUACUGACAAUCCUGCAAAAAUUCAAAUAGGACAAAAUGACGAUAAAAUACAAUAUAAGUGUGAUUAUAUUGAUCAAAAAAUGGAAGUUAACGAGGACUCCUGUAAAAUAGAAAUAGAAAAUAAUGAGGUGGGUGAUGUUUUUCUAGAUAACUUUAAAACUGAGUUUGUAAAAGAAUCCACAGGAGAAGUUAAAAAUAAUACAUACGAUUGCUCAGAAUUUACUGACCGUCCUGCAAAACCUCAAAUAGGACAAGAUGAAGGUACAGUUAUGCCAUGUGAAGAAAUACAACUAAAUAAAAAAAGUUAUCUUCAAAAUGAGAAUAGAAUGGAGACUAUAAAGUCAUCACCUGACCAGUCAUGCUAUGAAGAAUGUGUGAGUCGACAACCUGAAGAAACAACAUUAAACAAAUCUCAGAUUGGACAAGAACUUUACAACUGUGAUAUUUGUUUUAAGCAAUUCACUGAAGCGCGUUUUUUACAAAUACAUUUGCGAACACACACUGGAAAAAAAGCUAAUGAGUGUAAAAUUUGCCGCAAGCAGUUUUUUCAGCAAAGUAAUUUAAAAAAUCAUAUGAAAAUACACACUGGGGAAAAACCUUACAUGUGCGAAAUUUGUUUUAAGCACUUUACUGCAGCAGAUCAUUUAAAAAGGCAUGUUAGAACGCAUACUGGGGAAAAACCUUAUAAGUGUAAAAUUUGUUUUAAGCAGUUUUCUGAGGAAAGUAAUUUGAAAAAGCAUUUGAGAAUACAUACUGGGGAAAAGCCUUACGCGUGUGAUAUUUGUUUUAAGCGCUUUACUGUAGCAGAUCAUUUAAAAAAGCAUUUGAGAGUGCAUACUGGGGAAAAGUGUGAAAUUAGUCCCUUGCAGUCUCCUCUUAAAGGUCAUUUGCAAACUCAUGUAAAAAUACACACUGGAGAAAAACCUUAUAAGUGUGAAAUUUGUUUCAAGCAGUUUUCUCAGCAAAGCAGUUUGAAAACGCACUUAAGAAUACACACUGGAGAAAAACCUUAUAGGUGUGAAAUUUGUUUUAAGCGAUUUACUGUAGCAGAUAAUUUGAAAAAGCAUUUGAGAGUGCAUACUGGGGAAAAACCUCAUAAGUGUAAAAUUUGUCUUAAGCAGUUUUCCGAGGAAAGUAAUUUGAAAAAGCAUUUGAGAAUACAUACUGGGGAAAAACUUUAUAAGUGUGAAAUGUGUCCCUUGCAGUUUUCUCUUAAAAGCCAUUUGAAAACGCACUUAAAAAUACACACUGGGGAAAAACCUUAUAAGUGUGAAAUUUGCCUUAAGCAAUUUUCUGAGGAAAGUAAUUUGAAAAAGCAUUUGAGAAUACAUACUGGGGAAAAACUUUAUAAGUGUGUAAUUUGUCCCUUGCAGUUUUCUCUUAAAAGUAAUUUGCAAACUCAUGAAAAAAUACACACUGGAGAAAAGCCUUAUCGGUGUGACAUUUGUUUUUAAGCGGUUUAUUAUAGCAAAUAGUUUGAAAAGGCAUUUAAGAAUGCAUACUGGGGAAAAACCUUAUAAGUGUAAAAUUUGUUUUAAGCAGUUUUCUCAGCAAAGCAAUUUGAAAACCCACUUAAAAAUACACACUGGAGAAAAACCUUAUAGGUGUGAAAUUUGUUUUAAGCGCUUUACUGCAGCAGAUAGUUUGAAAAAGCAUUUGAGAUUGCAUACUGGGGAAAAACCUUAUAAGUGUAAAAUUUGUCUUAAGCAGUUUUCUGAGGAAAGUAAUUUGAAAAGGCAUUUGAGAAUACACACUGGGGAAAAACUUUAUAAGUGCGAAAUUUGUUUCUUGCAGUUUUCCCUUAAAAGUAAUUUGCAAACUCAUGUAAAAAUACACGCUGGAGAAAAACCUUACAAGUGUGAAAUUUGUUUCAAGCAGUUUUCUCAGCAAGGAAGUUUGAAAACGCACUUAAAAAUACACUCUGGGGAAAAACCUUAUAGGUGUGAAAUUUGUUUGAAGCGAUUUACUGUAGCAGAUAGUUUGAAAAAGCAUUUGAGAAUUCAUACUGGAGAAAAACCUUACAAGUGUGAAAUUUGUUUCAAGCAGUUUUCUCAGCUAGGCAGUUUAAAAACGCACUUAAAAAUACACACUGGAGAAAAACCUUACCAAGUCUGA
This is a messenger RNA of Diabrotica balteata, 2287 nucleotides long. The record is from the annotation of a GenBank genome assembly. Lineage: Eukaryota; Metazoa; Arthropoda; Insecta; Coleoptera; Chrysomelidae.